Cyprinus carpio (common carp) is the source of this 5243-nucleotide messenger RNA. RefSeq lists its product as uncharacterized. Gene Ontology annotation, cellular component: nucleus; apical plasma membrane; cell cortex. Gene Ontology annotation, molecular function: protein kinase C binding. NCBI's taxonomy places the organism in Eukaryota, Metazoa, Chordata, Actinopteri, Cypriniformes, Cyprinidae. Gene Ontology annotation, biological process: regulation of cellular localization; establishment or maintenance of cell polarity; centrosome cycle. The record is from RefSeq and is a predicted model, not a curated record.
CAAAGGUGGUCACGACUGUCUCCAUAGCAACGUAGCGACCUCUCCACAGGUCGUUCACUUUUACAGUUUGGUCCUUCAGGAACGCGAGUGAAGUGAACGAUGGCCAGUCUAGUCUGUUUAGUUGGCCAAAUUUGAAGUGGGAGUGUGCCGAGCACACUUGAGCUGGCCAAAACAGCUGGAGGAAGAGAGAGAGGGCGAGGGCAGAUUUUGGACGCUCAAAACUAAACUGAAAGCAAAGCAGAAACGAGAGCAAGAUGGGAUUUGACUGAGCGCUUGUGUUUUUGCUGACUCUUUGUAACCGAAUAUGAUUAUUAAAAUGACUUUGUAAGUGCGCUGCUGUGGAUUAUAGACAGCAGAAGGACGAAGGGAGCCACCACAAUGCUCCACUGACUCUCUGUUUCAACCAUGGAGGAUGCGGUAACCUCUGAGGAUGCUGAACCCCUGCCUGCCGCCUCCCAAAACACUGACAUCCACCUCAGGAAGCCAGAGGAUGAGUGUCCUUCCAGCGGCAGCCUGGAGCCCAGCUCCCCGUCCUCGCCUUUCACUCAGCAAGCUCAAGGCCCUGCCGUAUCAGCGCUGCAGUCCAAGGUCAAGGCUCUCUCUGAACGCAGAGUUGUCUGGAAAGAACCUGGAAGUAAGAACCAGGACAAACGAGUGGUUCCCGGGACCUUCAUACUGGGAUACGCCCUCACGGACGCUUGGGCCUCCAGCAGCAGUGAUGAAGACGGGGAACCUCGCAAACCUCUGAUGUUCCUUGCAGGAGACCACAAGCCUCAGGUAGAACUCAACUAUGAUCCUGUCUCUUCCGAAGCCUUGUUGGCAGUUCCACGCGGCCUUGGAGAAGGAGCAAGCCUGGAGAACCUCUCGAACGAUGCUUGCGGUGCUCAAGACAAUGCUUCUUCAUCUAAUAAAUCAUGGAUGCCACCAAAGUGUUUCUGGAGGUCCAUCAGACCAGAGAUGCCGGUUCUAAAUGGGAACGUUCCUGUGGGGAAAGAUGGACCAAAUGGAGGAACCUCUGGCCACAAAAUGGGCCACAAGUUUUCAAGGGAACUGCAAAGGUCUGAUAGCCUGGAGAGUCACCUACGCAGGUAUAAUCACGGUGAGGUGGGACAGUGUGGACUCUGGCGGGCUGACAGCUUGGAGAGCAUGUGCAGCAGUGGAAGCUCGCUGUCCCUGGCCGAGAGGGUCGAGAUGAACCGCGGCCUUCUCAAACAGAUGCUGCAGAAAACCCAGAACAAAGACAAAGAACAUGUGCCAGGACAGAGGAUAGAGGACCCCACGCACAUUGGCGGUAGAGGUAUCUGUGGCUUGAAUGACAGUGAUUGGGAUUCUGGGAUUUCACUCCAAGGUAGUGAACACAGCCAAAGGGCCUUUGUGUUGGGCGACGACCUUCCGCUGAGCCCUCGCCACGAGCAGGCCAAACGACUGCUGGAAAGAGCGCGUAUGAAGGCCCGGUCCAACCCUCUCAAAGCCGACCACACCAUCCUACCCGUCCAGAGGGACAACCUGGAGCUGUUGUCCUGGGUUGGUGUACCCUUACACCAGGCUCCUCUUUCGGGGAAGGAAGGCGUGGCGGUGGUCUCCGGAAACCUUAGCGACUCAUCUAGUGGUGACUCGGUGGGCGGAACCCGGCGGAGACACGGCCAGUCCCCUACCCGUGUGCGUUUCGAAGACGAAUCGGAGAAGGACGCUGAGGUGCGCUAUCUGGAGCGGCUACGCCAGCGGCGCAGGGCUGGAGAAAGAGCGCAGGGGCUCCUGGUGUCCAAACCCAACUUGUCGUCUUACAUCAAUGGACAGGCAGAGACGGGACAUGGUUCAAGUGAUCCAAUAUUCUGGAAGACAAAAGCCAAGAAGAGUUUGUUGAAUGGCAAAAGUCCUGAGACAGCAAACAGGCAGUGCAACUCUUGUGGGACCUUUCUAAAUGACCCCCAUGGGCCUAGCUUAAACUCAAAUAAUCUGUCCUUACCUAAUGGGGAAGUUGAAGGGAAGAAGAUACCAUGUUGGGUCGCUCCCACCCUUCCCAACCGGCUUGUUCGAAUUGAACAGAUUAAAGAGACAUACAUUGGGACGAGUCCCGCUAUUGUCCACAGUGAUGGAACGCACUGCAGUCCUGUGGAUAAAAUGAGCACUAGGGGAACAAUCCAGAAGCUAAAGAAGAAGGUCCGGAAACAAGAGAGCAAGCAGGAACCCUUGUUCGUUAACGGCCUUAAAGUUCCAACACCUCCAGACUGCAACAGUGGAACUCAAAUGUGUCUCUCGAAUGGACUAGCAUUGCCACUCAACCCCUAUGCCCUGGAUCCACUUGGACAGAGAAUCCCAGCCACAUGCAGCCCCACAUCCAGCAAGGGACCUGUGGCACCUCCAUUGCCCCCCAAAGGAGAACCAUCCAGCUCCCACUUUCCUCAGCCAACCCCUCCGCCUCUCCAACCAAAAAAAUCAGCCCUGAAAUCCAGCUCAAAGAACCGCUGUAAUGGUCAGCGGACCGUCAUACUCAUGUCUUCGCCAGAAUACCACCUGGACUCCACAGAGGCGGGGGGCGCUGUGGAGAGCUGUCCUCAGGAACAGGCUUCCUCUGGAUUGGGUUAUUGGGAGGACAGAUCUGCGAUGGUCAUCUCUGGUCCCACACUCAGGACGAGCCCAGUUCUGUGUGCUCGAAACUCACCCAUACAAGGGGAAGAAAGGCUAACAGAUGUGGACCAGCACCAGAGUACAGGACAGCUGGGAUCUGAUGCGACAUCCAGCAGUGCUGAAUCAACCCAGACUCGUCUCAGUGACGGACACGUCAGAGGGCCAAUCAGACCAGUGCAUCACAGGGCAACUAGCCCAAAUUUUUCACAAGCAGGCAUGGAUGCAGAGCAGCGAGAGGGUCGACCCAAACUCUCCUUGCGGCGGUUCUUCUCUGCCAUGGGGCUGAACAGCGUGGGGUUGCUGGGAAAAGGACGAUCCGGCAGCAUGGAUCAGCUCAGCUUGCACCCCAAACCCAACUCAAACCCAAACCAAAAUGCUCGGCCGACCUCACCCUCCACCUCCCCCAACCCCACACACAGCCAACACCACCAGCUGAAGAAAGCCCCCUCACUGCAGUCUAUACGUCUGGGGUCUCCGUUUCUCCAGUUGAGGAGAUCUUCAUCGGCUCAAAACCUCCAAAUCCCCAGAAAGCAAACAGACCGUUCCUCUGCAUACACUCCAGGAGAACAGCCCUGUAGUCCUGUAUUAACCAGGGGUCUUCAGCGUGCCUUGAGUGUAGAGGACGUGGGGCGGCCCAGUGCGGUGCGUCCGGUGGGACGCGUGGCUCAGGCCUUCCCUGAUGGCACCAUCCUGCUGGAGCUCUCCAGACCCCUCAACGGCCCCUUCGGCUUUCUCAUCUCCCGAGGGAAAGGCAGGCCAGACUCAGGGGUGUACGUUGAAGAAAUGGGGGACAGCAAUAUGGAGAAACUCUACGCGGGGCUGCUCGGGGUCGGGGACGAGAUAUUAGAAGUGAACGGUGAGAAGGUGGCGGGACUCAGUCUGGACCUGGUGACACGUUUAAUGACUCAAAACAGCACAGCUUCAAUCCGUGUACUACGACGUAGAUGCUUACAGCGCUAACUGAAUUCAAGACUGUACCAGAACCACGUUUUGUUCCAGUCAGCAUAAAUGAAAACUGUAAAAAAAAAAAAAGCAUCAGAAAUAAAGUCAGGGAUGAGUUAGUGAAAACGGCAGUAUUACGUUUUACUGACCUUUGGAGUUUUAUCACAAUGAUCACACAAUGGUCCAUAUUAAAGGGAUAGUCACCAAAAAUGUCAUUUUUUUGGGUGAAUUCAUCCUUGAAGCCACUGUUAUGGCUAAAGGCCUGUUCACACCAAAAACAAUAACAGCUGAUGAAUGACAAAAAACAUUGGCAGCCAAUCAGAGUUAAUUCUGCUUUAAACAGUUCCAGCAUUUAAAGAGGCAGAUGACAAAACUGCAGUGCUUGUUUUAAACAGAUUUGUUAUUGCACGUUGCUGUGGAUCCUAAUUUAGUUCUGUCAUGACAACUUUCAGAGAGUUUAGCAUGGUAAUAUACAUGAAAAUGUUAAUGUGUUUAGUCUUGGCGGAAUGGAUCUGCUAUGCUACUGCUGUGACGGAGCGAGUACAGAGACUUGCUACUGCCAAUACAUCCACAGAUGUGCUGCUGUGAGCAUGUAGGAAAUACUGCUGCUGCACAUAUAUAAAACAACCCCAUACAUAAUAACAUACAUGAAAUUACCCUAUACAGAGCUAUACAGGUGGAGCUGGGGAAGGGGGAGGGUUUCUGAAGCGUUCAAAGAAACCAAUCAGCUGCGACAUGUGAAUAAUCAUGUGAUUAUAUCUUAGAACCUACCGGCCUGCGCCAUCUGGAGUUUCAUGACAGAACUUUGCAUUUAUCAUUACAGUUAAUGCUGUAGUUACUGUUUUUGGUGUGAAUGGGACUUAGUUUACAGUGGUACCUUGAAAAAAAAUACGCUAAUGAAGGUGUGGUCACAUUAGCAAACUUUCAGUGAAAAACAGGCACACUGUCCAUUGUAAAUAGUGUAGAAAUGAAGCCCCGCUCCAACAGAAAUCACUUUCAAACCAAUCAACUUUCUGUUGGUCUGUGUGGAGAUUUGCAUGACCAACUUGAAGAUGACCCAAAUCUAUGUGGGAACUUUUUUUUCGUGCACGGUCCAAUUGAAAUGACUGGCAAACAGCAUUAAAUGUGACCACACCCUGAGUCACAUUCAAUUUUUUUUUUUUGCCAGAAUGGUACUACCGCUACAACACAAUAUUAUUAUUGUAGUACAGUCUGCAGUGUGUAUGAAGGACAAGGAUAUUUCAUGUACUGAAUGUUAAACUCAAGUGUUAUUGCAAUGAAGGAUAGUGUAAAUGUGUUUGCUAAAAAGACCAAUGAACAAAAAUGUUUAUCUAUCUUCUGAACAUUUUGUUUCAUCCAAAUCCUCUGCUGUUUUUGUAUUCGGUUUCAUGCUGCUGACAAGUAAACAGAUCUAUAUUGUACACGGUCAGGCUGAGUGCACACGCUGCAGUCGCAUUGAUCAUCAGCUCUAAAUGCUCUUUAGUAAACUGAUUGGAUAUUUCUCCAUGAGCCAGCACAUUGUUCUGCCUCUACAGUGCAGUCCGACACUAUUAGCGUGCUGUCUUGAAGGAUAUCAGUAUUACGGUACGUGCAACGCAAAAAGCUACCAACCUAAUGUAUUUUGUUACAUUUAUUUAUAUGUGUUACUAUGUAAUAAAACAACUGGCUUUUGA